AUGACCCACUGCUGCUCCCCAUGCUGCCAGCCCACCUGCUGCAGGACCACCUGCUGCCAGACCACUUGCUGGCAACCUACCUGUGAGACAACCUGCUGCAGCACACCCUGCUGCCAGCCCAGCUGCUGUGAGCCCAGCUGCUGCCAGCCUUGCUGCCGCCCAACAUGCUGUCCAACCACCUGCUGCCAGCCCAGCUGCUGUGAGUCCAGCUGCCGCCCAGCUUGCUGUCCAACCACCUGCUGCAGGACCACCUGCUGGAAACCCACCUCUAUGACCACCUGCUGCACCACACCCUGCUGCCAGCCCAGCUGCUGUGUGUCCAGCUGCUGCAAGCCUUGCUGCCAACCCACUUGCUGCAGCACACCCUGCUGCCAGCCCAGCAGCUGUGCACCAGUCUACUGCACCAGGACCUGCUACCACCCCACCAGCGUCUGUCUUCCUGGUUGCCUAAACCAGAGCUGCGGAUCCAGCUGCUGCCAGCCUUCCUGCUGCUGA
Molecule: messenger RNA, 495 nt
Organism: Microcebus murinus (gray mouse lemur)
Lineage: Eukaryota; Metazoa; Chordata; Mammalia; Primates; Cheirogaleidae
Source: RefSeq, a predicted model, not a curated record